This is a messenger RNA of Halichondria panicea, 1063 nucleotides long. RefSeq lists its product as uncharacterized. Bases 41 to 1027 code for a protein of 328 amino acids. The transcript has a single exon. Lineage: Eukaryota; Metazoa; Porifera; Demospongiae; Suberitida; Halichondriidae. The record is from RefSeq and is a predicted model, not a curated record.
GUUUAUUCGUCCAGAUGAACAUACUCUACCUGCUGGUCUUAUGUCACUGAAUGGGUCUGAUGCUAAUGGAGGCUGCCUUCAAAACUGUGUGGAUAAUGUGAAUAACAUUUGUCUAUGUUCUGAUGGCGUACCCUUUACUUCAACUCUCAUCGAUGGGGUGUAUCCCACUAGUGUGGUCACCACUGAGCUAACUUGGGCGAGACAUUUCUUUACUAUCAGUAGAAGUGGGGAGACUCAAGUAAUUAUUGGAUUUAACUGGAAUACUGGAUUCAUGCUCAGAGGAGUUGAACUGAAACUGUUUAACUGUGCAACACUGGGUACUGACAUUCGUACCAUCAAUGUGUGGGAGUCCAUUCUCUACCCAACCUUCAAUCCUAUAGUUGCAACACAAAUAGGAAACUAUGUAACAACUGGAGGUGAUCUGAACUGUAAUUCUGUGACAGCAAUUGUUAUUCAAGCAAAUGCAAAUGUAAAUUUCCAAACCUAUUACAUUGAGUUUGAAUUUGAACAAGGAGACAGUAACACUGACAUCUACAUAGCUGAGGCUAGAUUCAGUAACACAACUAUUACCAUCCCCAAUGAAGUCACCUCAUCUCCUCCAUCACCAGCUGUCACCUCAACCCCUCAACAACCCUCACCAUCCUCAAUAAUUAUCUCAACAUUUGUUCCAAUGAUGUCAUCUAUGGACACUACCCUAUUCAGCUCACCUGUUGUGACUGUGACGACUGCCCCAAUUCAAAAAACAAGUUCAUCGUAUCGAUUAUCAACAAUGCAACUAACAGCGACACCCACACCUACAGUUACACCUAUAGGCUUCACUGACUUCUCAACUGACCCCCCCACUGACACUGUGCCCCCCACAGCUUCCCCCCCCACCUGGCCCCCAGCUGGGUGCAAUCGUUGGUCCACUAGUCGGAGUGAUUGUUGUACUCAUUCUCAUUAUAGUGAUUGUUUUACUAUGGAAACAGAAAAGAAAUGCAGAAAGGAACAGACCAGAAGGAAUCAUUCAAACGAACAAUCUUACUAAUCGGUCCUCUGCAAUCGACUCAGAAAACAUUGACCU